AUGACGACAAAUCUCCCAGCAACCCCUCUCCUCCCCGAUGAACAGAAGCUAGCCACCGACGGCGCGAAUUGGGCCAACUUUAAAGAGAUCAUGAUCAGCAUGGCAAGAGGACGUGGUGUGGAUGGUUACAUGUUUGGGACCGUUCUGAACCCAACUGCCUUCGUUACGUCCAGUGCCGGAUAUACCCCUCUGAAUGCUACUACACCUUCUCCGGACAAAUACAUGUUACGAGAUGGAUGGGUGGCAGCAAUGCUCUAUCAGAACAUCAAGGACCCACGGUCGCAUGAUCUGAAGGGGUCAGACUUGACAAACCUCAUCUGGACGACCCUCGUCAGCAAGUUCAAUAGAAGCACCGAGCUGUUGUACCUAAUGUCCCAUAUUGACGAGCUAGUGAAACACCGCGCAGAAGUGCACGACAUUGGUGGAAGCAUCCUUGACCCGCUGAUGUGUACGAUCAUCUUAUUGUCGCUGCCAAAAGAAGAGUUUGGAACGUUACUGAUUGCCCUCCAAAUACACAAAGUGGUGGCUCAUCUAGUGCAACAUCUACGCGAAUGGUGGGACUUGGUUUGGAAGAAGCAAGUGGAGGAGGAGGGAGCAUCAGCGAACGCUCUGGCCACCGUGACGAACAACUCACUCUGCGAGAACUGUUGGAAACCACCCUGUGGAAAGGAACCCGCACUGGGACUCGUUCAGGCUCACCGUCAAGCCAGAGAAAACCGCCGAAACCACGCACAGCCAUACAUAAACCACCAAAUCGCCGCCGCACAAGCUCCAGACUCGCCGCCGACCACUGCCUAUGCCAGUCCGAUGGCUACGUACGUCCUUGCCGCCGAAACGCAUGACGACGAAUGGGACGUGGAAGGUCACACCCUACUGUUCUGA
This is a messenger RNA of Mycena citricolor, 882 nucleotides long. The record is from the annotation of a GenBank genome assembly. Lineage: Eukaryota; Fungi; Basidiomycota; Agaricomycetes; Agaricales; Mycenaceae.